UUUGCAGUGGAAACACCAAGGAGCAAACCGCCACCCUGUCGCUAACUGGAUCAGAUGCAGGCAAUGAGUGCAGAUUCAAGGAUGCCAGAGCCCAGUCUGGAAAACCUUGGCGUUCCUGAAGGCCGCAGGAGAAACCACCAAAACUUUGGGGCUCUUGAGAAGUUUGCUCAAAAUAUGGCAGAGAACAUAAUCCAGUCUUUUAUAAACCAAAUGGAAAUGGUGAAACCAGAGGUGUCCGGUUCUAAUCGAGACCAGGAGACGUUAGCUGAAGAGUUAGCGUCAGCAGUGAUUGAGAUCGCUCUGAGGGAAGUCUGCGGUGGUUGCGAUGUGGAGGGUUUCCAGAGUUCAAGAUCAGCUGGGGUAAAGAUGGAUGAUGAACAGGCUGAGAACGUGGCUUUCUUGGAUGAAUCUGGAAGAGAAAGAGACUUUUUGACCAUGGACACAGAGAUGGAUCCAGUUAGAGAACUGCACACCUCUAAAGACAUCCAGCCCUACCACCCGCCUCUGUCCCACUCAGGACUCCCCGUCGUGGGAUCUCUCGACUACCCCGACGCCCCUCCGACCACCCCCCUCCUCCCCGAGCUCGAGAGGAGCAGACACAGUUUCGCCCGGAAGCUGAAAGGAGGCUUGGCGAAGGUUUUCCUGCCCUCGCCUCCUCCGCCAACGCCAAAGGACAAAGAGGACGAUGUUGGCUCUGUGAACAGCCACCGGGUGGAGUUAAUGGAACACUUGAUGCACUCACUGACCACAGAUGAUCUGGCAAGAGAUUCCUUUGAAGUCGGAGCUCAGCAUGGAGCCAAGAUGGAGGCUUUUGCAGAGGCUCUUUCAUGUAACAUCAUAGACUGGGUCUUGAGCAGCAAAAACAGAGAGCAGAUAGCAAGCGAUAGCGAUCUUCAUCUACUAGCCCACCAACUGGCUGAAACCAUCAUCACCUCCUCCCUCGAUGAAGCCAAAAUGACUGUCUAGAGUUUAAAUGUGAUAAACAGGAUCAUAUUUGUGAUGAUUGGCGUGUACACUCACACACAAGAGAACAACAAUAUUGAUAUUCACCCACGUUACCUUCAGGCUCACGACCACUGCCUGACCUUUUCAUUGCAGUGUGGUUUACUGUAAUAAUAAUAAUAAUCUGAAGUUAAUUUAUUUCUCAAUAAAAGAUCAUCCAGA
This is a messenger RNA of Seriola dumerili (greater amberjack), 1164 nucleotides long. RefSeq lists its product as uncharacterized. The coding region runs from base 55 to 966 and encodes 303 amino acids. The record is from RefSeq and is a predicted model, not a curated record. The transcript has 2 exons. Lineage: Eukaryota; Metazoa; Chordata; Actinopteri; Carangiformes; Carangidae.